AUGGCUCCCAAAAAGAAGGCAGGCAAGGGGGCCAAGGAACCCGAGGUCAAGAAGAAGAAGGGUGGGAAGAAGGAUCCCAGCCUGGCCAACAAGCCCAUGGAAAUGCCCAUAGGCGAGGAGAUCCGGGAGUUCUACCACAUCCAGAUCCGCGACCUGGAGGACAGGCUGGCCCGGUACCAGCAGAAGUGGGAUGAGCUGGCUGUGCAGGAGAAGCUGUUUCGCCAGGAGUUUGAGCAGCUGGCCAACAACAAGAAGGAGAUCGUGGCCUACCUCAGGCGCACGCUUAACCAGCGGGUGGAUGAGAUCACCAACCUCAACGAGCAGCUCCAAAGCCUGCAGCUGGCCAAGGAGAUGGAGAAGGACGCCUUCGAGGCACAGCUAGCCCAGGUGCGCCACGAGUUCCAGGAGACCAAGGACCAGCUCACCACUGAGAACAUCAUCCUUGGGGGGAAGCUGGCAGCCCUGGAGGAGUUCCGGCUGCAGAAAGAGGAGGUCAUGGAGAAGUUCAUGUUGCUGGAGGACCAGCUGCGGAAGCAGGAGAACGAACACAAGGACUACGUGUACACUCUGGAGAAGAAGUCGGUGCUGGACGCGGACAGAUUGAAGAAGGAGAUCAUCCAGCGCGUGAACCUGGUGGCCACUGAGUUCCGCAAGGUGGCCACGAGCCAGAUGGGGGACACGACCAAGCGGGCCAUCAUGGAGAACAACACCAUGACCCUGCAGCUGGCCAAGAUAUCCCGCCAAGGCAUGCAGCUGCUGCAGGAGAACGAGCAGCUCAGGGGCGACCAGGACAACCUGUGCAGACAGCUGGAGCUGCUGGAGAACUCCCAGAAGGUCAUGGCCAGGCACAGCAGAGGCCACCAGAAGAUCAUCCUCAUGCUGACGGAGAAGUGCCGCGAGCUGCAGCAGGGCACGGCAGAGGCCAAGCAGCUGCGUCUCCUGCUGAGCCAGCUGGAGCAGAGCCUCACGCAGCUGCAGAAGGACAACCAAGCACUGAGGAGCCAGAGAGAACAGUUGAACCUGCAGCUGGAGCGUCAGCAGACCGAGGGGCAGCGGCUACAGCAGGAGCUGGCCGAAGAGCAGAAGGUUCGGGCGAGCCUGGAGACAGCCCUGGCCCAGGCCACCGCCUUCCUACAGGACAUUGUGCAGAUGCAGCCCGACAAGGAGGAUGGUGACUUCGAUGACUUCCGGCUGCAGUGCAAGGAGAUGCUGAAGCACCUGCUGGUCAUGCUCAGCUCGGCCGUGGUCCUGAGUCCCCAGAUGGCUGUGGCCCCCCGCCGGGAGAGCCAGUCCUGUGGCCCACCAAAGGAGCGGCGGUACAGCACCCAGCCACUCAAGACAGGGCCUCUGCUGCAGCAGCUGUCCAGCGUCACACCCUACCAGCUAGGGGACCUGGGCCUGGUGCCUCGACGGAUCCACAUCCCACCCAACCCUGAGGACCUCAGGCUGCUCUCACAUACCACCCGUGUGGGAAACUUAUGGGCACACAGCAGCCCUGAGAUCCAUACCUCCGGUUCUCCAAAAAGGUUCAAAAAGUUUAGUCUUCCUAAAGUUUCCCUACUUUCUAAGUAGGACACAGAGAGAAGACCAACCUCCUAUCCCCCAAAUGGCCUGUUCCGGCCACAGUUCCCGCUUCCGUCCACAGGCAGCCUGGGGCAGCCCAGAGAAGAGUUAUAUAAAAAACAGAUACCACAGGUUGGCGUGGCACCUCUGUGGACGUGGCUGGGUGUGUGGGCACGACAGUCAGGCAAGCAGCCAAGUCCACUGGUGUCAGGGGCUGGACGAAGGCCUCUGGCUUCACUCACGGAUGUGGUCCAGGAGCAGGUCGGUGGCGCUCAGCAAUGGAGGCAGCAGCUCCUGCUCAGCAGGGGCGAAGUAGCUCAGCACGUAGCCCUGCACUGUGUCUGGGUGUGU
Messenger RNA from Globicephala melas (long-finned pilot whale), 1914 nucleotides. RefSeq names its product cilia and flagella associated protein 157 (gene CFAP157). Gene Ontology annotation, biological process: sperm axoneme assembly. Gene Ontology annotation, molecular function: microtubule binding. Gene Ontology annotation, cellular component: ciliary basal body; cilium. NCBI's taxonomy places the organism in Eukaryota, Metazoa, Chordata, Mammalia, Artiodactyla, Delphinidae. The record is from RefSeq and is a predicted model, not a curated record.